This is a messenger RNA of Cannabis sativa, 2725 nucleotides long. RefSeq names its product glucomannan 4-beta-mannosyltransferase 9. The record is from RefSeq and is a predicted model, not a curated record. Gene Ontology annotation, molecular function: mannan synthase activity. Lineage: Eukaryota; Viridiplantae; Streptophyta; Magnoliopsida; Rosales; Cannabaceae. Gene Ontology annotation, cellular component: Golgi apparatus. Bases 632 to 2230 code for a protein of 532 amino acids. The transcript is spliced from 9 exons.
GCCAAGACCAAGGCCAAGCCGCAUAUUUGUUGUAGUUGGAACAGUACUUAAAUCUUCCUAUAGGCAUUUUCUAGGAGCCAAAACACAUUAUAUAAACACCCAAAAAAAAAAACACAUAACACUUCCAAGGCCUUUUUAGAGAAGAGAAAGAAGGAAGAGAGGCCUUGCUAUAUUAAUAAUAAUAUAACAUUUUCUUUUCUUUCUGUUUCAUCUUCUCUUCUCCCAUUCUUUCUUUCUGUUUUUGUGUUCAUGGGCUUGGUUGGAUUGAGAUCUAAGAUGGGUUUAUUCUAAGUAUUGUUUUUUUUUUUUUUUGUACUUUUGUUUUGGGGUUAUUGCGGGUGUUUGAAGUAAUACUUGUUGGAUUUUAAGCUCUUCUUCACUGACAUUUCUGCUCUGCCAUUUCUUCCAUUGUUUCUUUCUUCUCUCCUUUUUUUUUUUUGUGUGUGUGUUUUGCUUAUCAAAGAAGCAAAAGCCACCCUAUAAAUAUAUUCUUACUCUUUAAACAAAGGAAGGUUCUUUAAAGUCCAUAUAGAUCUACUGAGCAAAAUAAACGACAAUCUUCACUACUUGUACACUCUUUCUCUCGUUUUGUUUUUCUUUGCUCUGUUUUUUUCAUUUUCAAUAGCUGAAAAUGGAACGGUUGAGUGGGACAAGUAUUCUUCCAGACACAUUUGAAGGUACCAGAGAUGACAUUGUAAGUCAAAUGGGAUUAAUUUGGGGUCAGAUCAAAGCUCCAUUGAUAGUUCCUUUGCUACAACUUGCUGUCGUUUUGUGCUUAAUCAUGUCGUUGAUGCUUUUCAUCGAGAGAGUUUACAUGGGCAUUGUGAUUGUUCUUGUCAAACUCUUUGGUCAAAAACCAGAAAAACGUUACAAAUGGGAACCCAUUAGAGAUGAUGUUGAGCUUGGUAACUUAGCUUAUCCCAUGGUUUUGGUACAAAUCCCAAUGUACAACGAAAGAGAGGUUUAUCAACUCUCUAUUGGAGCUGCAUGUGGGCUUUCAUGGCCAUCUGAUAGAAUCAUCGUACAAGUACUAGAUGACUCAACAGACCCAACAAUCAAGGAUUUGGUUGAGUUAGAAUGCCAAAGAUGGGCUAGCAAAGGUAUAAAUAUUAAGUACGAAAUAAGAGACAAUAGAAAUGGUUACAAAGCUGGUGCUUUGAAAGAAGGCAUGAAACGAAGCUAUGUCAAAGACUGCGACUACGUAGCCAUUUUCGAUGCAGAUUUUCAGCCCGAACCAGACUUUUUAUGGCGAACCAUUCCUUUUCUUGUUCACAACUCUGAAUUGGGUCUGGUUCAGGCUCGUUGGAAAUUUGUGAACUCAGAUGAGUGCUUGAUGACAAGAAUGCAAGAAAUGUCACUGGAUUACCAUUUCACUGUGGAGCAAGAAGUGGGCUCCUCCACCUAUGCCUUCUUUGGAUUCAAUGGCACAGCUGGUGUUUGGAGAAUUGCUGCACUGAAUGAGGCAGGAGGUUGGAAAGACCGGACCACAGUGGAAGACAUGGAUUUAGCUGUUAGAGCUAGUCUUAAAGGGUGGAAAUUUGUCUACCUUAGUAAUCUUAAGGUUAAAAAUGAAUUGCCUAGUACAUUAAAGGCCUACCGUUAUCAACAACAUCGUUGGUCUUGUGGUCCAGCCAAUCUUUUCAGGAAAAUGGUUAUGGAGAUUAUAAAGAACAAGAAAGUUACAACUUGGAAGAAGGUGCAUGUUAUUUACAGCUUCUUCUUUGUCAGGAAGAUCGUGGCGCAUAUCAUUACGUUCAUCUUUUACUGCAUUGUUUUGCCUGCAACUGUUAUUGUACCAGAAGUUCAGGUUCCUAAAUGGGGAGCUGUAUAUAUUCCUUCAAUCAUUACCCUUCUUAAUGCUGUUGGAACUCCAAGGUCACUCCAUUUAAUAGUUUUCUGGAUUCUUUUUGAGAAUGUCAUGUCCUUACACCGAACUAAGGCUACUAUCAUCGGUCUUCUAGAGACGAGCAGAGUGAAUGAAUGGGUUGUGACUGAAAAACUAGGAGACGCCCUCAAAGGAAAAGCAUCAAAAACACCGAAAAAACCUCGGUUUAAGAUUGGAGAAAGGCUUCAUUUGCUGGAGCUUGGGGUGGGAGUUUACCUUUUCUUCUGCGGCUGUUAUGAUGUUCUCUUUGGCAAGAACCACUUCUUCAUUUACCUUUUCGUACAAGCAAUAGCCUUUUUCAUCAUGGGGUUUGGAUAUGUUGGCACCUUUGUCCCAAACUCUUAAUAGGGAACCCAAUAAUAAGAUCAAUGAUCAAGUAUCCUCUGAUCUCUCUCUUAGCCAUGUGCCUUCAUAAACAUACUUUUCUUCACCAACGUAAUAUCUGCUUUUUUAAAAAUUGUGAGUUGUCUCCUAUAGCUUGUAAAAAAGAAGGGGAAAAAAGAAAAAAGAAAAAAGAAAAAAAAAAUUAUAUUGUCAUUCUUUUCAAGUUCAUCAUAAAAUUUCGAGUUAGUGAACUCGAAGAUCUGUUAGUUCUCUUGUGAAUAUUCAAGAAAUGUAACGAGAAAACACAAAAAGGAAAUGUUGUAUGAAAUGAAGCACAAAGAGGGGGAAAAAGAUCAAGUGAAGUAAAAUCUUCUGGGUUUGACCACCCAAGUAGGUUGAAGUUAUUUGAGUGAAUUGCUUGUAAUUGUGAAAUUUUGUAGUUGUCUUUCUAUUUCCUUGGAAUUGUUUGAGAAAAAAGAAAGUAAGAAAUGAGAUAAAGUCUACAGUUAUAAUGUA